AUGAAUCUAUCAAAAUUUGAAAAUAUUGAUCAAAAUGAAGAGAAAGAUGAUGAAACAACUCGUUUACCAGUAACUUUACAAGAUAUUAUUCGACAAAAAGCUAAAAAAAAUAACAAUGCUAGAUCUUAUUUACUUCAAAUCUCUCGUUAUCCACCACUGUGUGAAUUUCUUGGUGAUAAAUCUCAUACGUCGUUUAAUCGUCGUCCGAGUGCAACUCAAGUUCGUCCACUAAUUGCAAACCAUUUAAGUCAACAUUUAGCCAAUGAUGCCAAAAUACGUAUGCGUCUAUGUGAUGAAUUGCGUGAGAUACAUCGAUCAUACUUGAGAACAUUCAUGAAUGAUCCACAUACUUCUGGUACUAAAUAUAUCUUUUCAUAA
This is a messenger RNA of Rotaria sp. Silwood2, 378 nucleotides long. Lineage: Eukaryota; Metazoa; Rotifera; Eurotatoria; Philodinida; Philodinidae. The record is from the annotation of a GenBank genome assembly.